Messenger RNA from Impatiens glandulifera, 1090 nucleotides. RefSeq names its product ubiquitin-conjugating enzyme E2 22-like. The coding region runs from base 154 to 918 and encodes 254 amino acids. The record is from RefSeq and is a predicted model, not a curated record. Lineage: Eukaryota; Viridiplantae; Streptophyta; Magnoliopsida; Ericales; Balsaminaceae. The transcript has 7 exons.
AGUUAAACAUCUUCUUCUUUGAUUUUCUUGAGCAAUUCUUCAGAUCGGGAUACGUAAUUCUUGGAUUUGUUUUGAUCUGUUGUGAUUCAUCGAGCUCCUUAAUUUCUGGUCUUUGUUGAUCAUUUGGAAGCACUGAUCAUUCUGGUUGAGGAAAUGGCUACAAAUGAAAACCUUCCUCCAAAUGUGAUUAAGAAACUAGCCAAAGAAUUGAAGAGUCUUACUGAAUCUCCUCCGGAGGGGAUUAGAGUGAAUGUUAACGAUGAUGACUUUUCGAUUAUAUAUGCAGACAUUGAAGGGCCAGCUGGAACUCCAUAUGAGAAUGGUGUAUUCCGAAUGAAGCUGGUAUUGAAUCAUGACUACCCAGAUACUCCUCCCAAAGGUUUCUUUUUAACUAAGAUUUUCCAUCCAAAUAUCGCAACAAAUGGAGCGAUUUGUGUGAACACUUUGAAGAAGGAUUGGAAACCUAGUCUUGACUUACGGCAUGUGCUCAUUGUAGUGAGGUGUCUGUUGAUAGAACCAUUUCCAGAAUCGGCUUUGAAUGAACAAGCUGGCAAAUUGUUGCUUGAAAAUUACGAUGAAUAUUCCAGACAUGCAAGGAUCUAUACUGGGAUUCAUGCAGUGAAGCCAAAGCCUAAGGUAAAAUCAGGAGCGAUAUCAGAGUCGACCACUGCACUGAAUGUUGAUCAAUUGAAAGGCUCCUCGACUCUCAACAUUGAUCAGAAUCUGCCAGAAUCAACUAUGCCAUUGAGAGAAUCCGCCUCCAAGGGAGUGAACGGGCAGCUCUCAAAUAUUGAGACAGGAGUCAGCGGCUCAAUGACACAGAAGAAGGACAACAACAACAACAACAACGGUUUUGGAAGAACUCAGAUUGACAAGAAGAAAAUAGAUGCAAGAAAGAAGAGUUUGAAGAGAUUAUAACUUGGCUUGACUUGACUUAUCUUGUUAUAAUACAUAUGAAUGUGAAAGAAGUGGGUAAAGAAAAACACAACACACCUUUAUUGCUUGGUUUUGGGUCACAAAUUGUUUCUUCAAUUAGCUGGAUUUGGAAGUGAACUAAGAGUUUUAUUUGAACUAAGUUUAUUUUGAAUUU